This is a messenger RNA of Exaiptasia diaphana, 9195 nucleotides long. RefSeq names its product helicase domino. Gene Ontology annotation, cellular component: Swr1 complex. Gene Ontology annotation, molecular function: ATP-dependent chromatin remodeler activity; ATP hydrolysis activity; histone binding. The record is from RefSeq and is a predicted model, not a curated record. NCBI's taxonomy places the organism in Eukaryota, Metazoa, Cnidaria, Anthozoa, Actiniaria, Aiptasiidae.
AGAAAUUUUCCCAUAUGUCACUGCGCGCCACCCUUCCCAUUUCYUAUCGUCGUUGGGAUGAGGAUAUGUAGGGCAAAAGUGAUGUAGUAAAUGACUAAAAUACAGAUAGUGUGUUUGCUAAGAUGAAAACGAAGCAAAUCAGGAUGAAGUUCAAUAGAUGAUGAAGGAAACAUCAUUUAUACUAAGCUUUAUUUAAAAUGGCAAUGGCUAUGUGUUUGAACUUUCUGUAAUGCGACGAAGUGGAGAAUCGUCGCAAUACCAUGACGAAACUCCUCGUAGAAGAGUUCGUCGUCCUCAAUCACAAGACUUGGAAGGACUUCACAUAAAUGAAAUGAAAGGAAGAGCACAAGAAAUGGCCGAAAAUUCACCAACUUCUCCCUUUAAGGCUGGACCAUUUGUGUUGCCUCAAAGCCCAGGCUCAAUGCAAAAUCCAGUCAGUCCACACCGACUAUACCCUCAACACAAUCCACGUAGUCAGUCAACUGGUAUUCCUCCUUCACCCCACGGAUAUCCACAUUCUGCCAUUUCUCCUUCUCGAUACCCUCCAGGACCACCUAUUUAUAUGUCUGUUCCCUCUCCUAGUUCAGGAAUUUCUACUCCAUCAUGUGCAACACCAAGUAGUACGACUUCAAUACCAAGUCCAGAUUUCUUUGGUCCAGGUAUGGCUGAAGGCACCAUACCUAUGAGUCCAUCCAAGUCAGACCCAAGUUAUCCUAUACGGUCUCCAUCAUAUUACCAACCAGAUCACAAGCCUAUUUACUCRGAGAGUCCACAGUUUAACUAUCCACAAGGACCGUCGCCUGGCGGGACAAUACAUCAUCUUGGUUUUAAUCGMCCUGURCCUGGACAAACUGGUUUUCCAAGUCACCCCCCACCAAAUACAAUAACACCAAGAAUGACCUCUCCAAGUUCAACAGCCAAUCUUCAUCCAUCUCAAUCGCCUGUAUAUCGCACACCUCAAGGAGUGAAUCCUGAACAUUUGCCAGGAACUCCUUCUGGGAGGAAGUUUACCAAUCAGCCACCUGUAGGAAAACCACCAGAUUCCCCAGAAACUGCUAGAUUGCGUCAGCUAGUCAUAGAAUAUUACAACAACGAGAAAGAAAAUGUAAAAACAAAAUAUUAUGAGAAGUUACAGGAAUUGUUUUUUCUUCAAAAUGGAGGUAAUCUAAUGGAUAUUCUUAUUUGGAAAAGAAGACCAAAUCCACAGUUUACAAACUUUAUCAAUUCAAAUAAAUUAGAAGAUGGACUUGGGAACUUGAAUGCUACACCUACUAGUAAUCCAUCGUCAGGAACUGGUGGAAUAUGGCAGCAACAGGCUGUUGUAGAAGGAAAUCCUGAGUUUACAAAUGUACAAAGACCAGGAAAUGAGCAGGCAGGACCUGGUUUAGCAUCAAAUUCUAAUCCUUCAUAUUACCCAGAGGGUUUCCCWCCAAAUGUGUCACCUUUUACUGGAAACAAUCUGGGAAUAAAAUCUGGACAAAAUAUUCCACCAUUAUCGAGGUCGCUAUCAAUGCCCAAUCCUUCUGGCAUGAAUGUAAAUAGUGUCACAAGUGGAAAUCACAUYAAUCACCAAACUGGACACAAGACUAACUCUGUCGCUCGUUCAAAUAUUACUGGUUCUAAUCCUCCAGUAAGUCGCAGCAUAUCAGUAGGAGGUCAGUCUGUAACAAAUGGACCUUCCAAUCUAUCAAAUUCAUCAGUUAGAACUACUUCGGUUAACAAAAAUGCAUCAGUGUUAUCUGUGCUGGAUAAUUCWUUUGGUAGUCAUGAGGAAAUUGCCGUUGAGGCUAAGAAAGAAGCUGAAGUUUUAAAAAGGGUUGCAGAACUUCGAAAAGAAGGUCUGUGGUCUUCAAGGAGGCUACCAAAAGUUCAAGAAAUGUCUCGUAAAAAGGCCCAUUGGGAUUAUUUGCUGGAGGAAAUGCAGUGGUUGGCAACUGACUUUGCUCAAGAAAGAAGAUGGAAAAGAGGAGUUGCUAAAAAGUUGUCAAGAUCAGUUCUUAAACACCAUCAAGAACAAAGAAGCAAAGAAGUCAAGGCAGAGAAAGAAGAGACUGUAAGACUUAAGAGAAUUGCAAGCAGCAUCGCAAGAGAAGUCAAACAGUUUUGGGCCAAUGUUGAAAAGGUUGUCCAGUACAAAGUUCAAUCCAGACUGGAGGAGAAGCGUAAGAAGGCAUUAGAUGUCCAGCUUAAUUUCAUAGUUGAUCAAACCGAAAAGUACUCGUCCUGGUUAGCAGAGAGCUUGAAAAACCAGCCUGGUAGCAAUGAAGGUUCAACAGCACCAGCUUCUCCUGUUUCRUCUACUAAAGGUGAAGAUGAUGGCGACGAGGAGUUUGAGGGAAGUGACCAAAGUGAUGAAGAGGAAACCAUUCUAGAAGAAGAAGARCUAGARGAAAAGGACAAAGAAAAGGAAUUGGAAUUAUUACAGCAGGAUAAUGAAAUGACCUUAGAAGAACUUCUUGAGAAAUUACCCCCUGAAAUGUUACAAGCACCCAUGGGGAUUUGUUUUAGUAAUGAAAGCAAUGAAAGUGACAUUGAAGUUGACGUGGAAUCUAAAGACAAAGAGGAARAGAAACCCUUAGAUGUUCAGCCAACAAGCUCKAAAGAAGAAAAGAGUGAUGCAGAUGGAGACUUUGUGAUGACAGAGGAUGUUGAAGAUGAUGAGCAAACUUUGGAUGAACAAGAACAUGCUGAGGAAGAUGUCGAUCAUGACAAAGAGAUUGCUGAACUUGAAAAAGAAGGUGAUAUGCCUCUUGAUGAACUYAUGAAGCAAUAUGCAACUGGAGAUGACACCACAGAUUUCCCAUCUGAAGAAGAAAGUUCUGAAGAGUCCUCUGAAGAAGAGGAAGCUGAGGAGGAAAGUGGCAUGGAGUUUCUUGUUAGAAAAGAUGGCAGUUCUGAUGGUGCUGAAUCUGAUCCUGACCAAGAGUUGACUAGUGCUGCUGCUACUGCAGAAAGUCUACAGCCAACUGGGUUUACCUUAGAAACUGCACAUGGAUGGACUAAACCCAAUGCUUUCCAUGUCUGCAUCACAUCCUACAAACUGGUAAUACAAGAUCAUCAAGCAUUCAGAAGAAAGAAAUGGAAGUACUUUAUUUUAGAUGAGGCUCAAAACAUCAAGAACUUCAAAUCCCAGCGAUGGCAAUAUUUGUUAAACUUCAAUAGUCAAAGAAGRUUGCUUCUUACAGGAACUCCAUUGCAGAAUAGUCUGAUGGAGUUGUGGUCACUGAUGCAUUUUUURAUGCCUCACCUAUUCCAGUCGCAUAAAGAUUUCAAGGAAUGGUUCUCAAAUCCUCUUACAGGAAUGAUAGAAGGCAGCAGGGAAUACAAUGAAAACYUGGUCAAAAGACUUCACAAGGUUCUAAGACCUUUUUURCUAAGACGACUCAAGAGUGAAGUAGAGAAACAGAUGCCUCAAAAGUAUGAACAUGUAUACAGGUGUCGACUCUCAAAAAGACAGCGCUUUUUGUAYGAUGACUUCAUGUCUAGGACUAAGACUAAAGAGACUCUUGAAUCUGGACAUUUUCUCAGUGUCAUCAACAUUCUYAUGCAGUUGAGGAAGGUGUGCAAUCAUCCUGACCUGUUUGAACCACGCCCUACUGUUUCAUCACUUAAGCUACCAGAAAUAGUCUAUUAUACUUCAUCACUGAUCUUAARGGCUCUUGACAAAGACCCUUUCAAAGAAGCCAAUUUUGGUUAUCUAAACCUUUGUCUUGCUGAUAUUGAACUGACUGUGACUAGUUAUGCUGCUUAUAGAACUCACUCUCUACAAACACCAAAGCAGUUGAUAACAGAAAUUGAUAGUUUACCAGACAAAGYACCUUUACUUGUACCAGCAGCAAAGUCCAGGAAGACGCCAGGAAUUGUAACACCCCCAGGAGUUGCUUGUGACACCAACAAUGUGCAUCCCACUACAAUGCCCACAUAUCCAUCAAAUCAACAUCAGGAUCACCGUGCUUUUCCUGCCGUUGGUUCUCCUUAUGGUACUAUGAUGUGGUACCAGGAUGGUAUACCAUAUGGUCCUAGACCAGGCAGUAUACCACCAAUACCUGGCUUACAGCAGCCUAGGAUGGUAGCACCUGUUAGUACAUCAACUUCUCAUACCUACCAAACAAGACAAAGUGCAACCCAUUUUCCUUAUGGUCUACCAUCUAAAAUGAUGGCUCCACCACCACCCUACCCAGGACAUUCUGUGGCAGUAGCAUCRAACCAGUCAUUUGAUUCAACCAUUGGGUAUUUAGAACAAAGACCUCCUAUCCCUUCGCCUAGUAUUCAGAAGAGCUUAGGUGUUCCUCACUCGAGGGGUCUGGAUGCCGGCCAUCCAGAACCCAAACCUGUGCAGGUUUCACCUUCUAAGAAACUUGCUGUUGAAAAGAAACCAGUUCCACAAGCCACUUUGCCWCCCCAAGAGAAUAGAAAUUCACCUUUUUUCUUGCCUAAAUUAUCUGCAAAGCAAGCCCAGCAAAGAAAAGAAAAGUUGGCUUCUUUGGCUUUAGUGAAUAACCAGCAUUGUCGACGACAGCCUUUAUAUGGCAUGGAUUUGGUCCAGGCUGUAACAUUUGUCAAAGGACUCGGCAAGAGUACAGUUAACUGYCAAAGUAUUCAAGAUAUGAUAAGGAGUCAUGAACAAAGGAUAACAGARAUGAAUGCAGUUAUAAAUAGGUUUGUGUUCCAUAUACCACGAGCUACAUCACCUGGUGUCAAAAUGCACUGUUCUCAUCCACCUCCCCAUUGGACUAACAGACAUGAAUACCUAGAAAACAACUUGGCUAGGUCUUUAUUACCAAAGUUUGAUGUACUGCAUCCAAUCACUAGAGGAAUGAGUAUCCAGUUUCCAGAAGCAAGGCUCAUACAGUAUGACUGUGGAAAGCUACAAACUCUUGAUGUUCUUCUAAGACAGCUGAAAGUCGGGAAACAUCGACAAGUUUAAAGGAGUUGUUCACCAUUGAUGGUGCUGGUGGGUUUGAAGCUUCUCUUGUAGCCACACAAAAACAACCAAAGGCUGCUGUGGAAGUUGAGGAACAACAGCAACAGGCUCAACCUGAGGAAUCAAAGAAAGAAGAUAGUGAACAGAAGGGGAAGGUUUCACAAAACCUGUUUGAACAAGCUCUGCUGGAAGCUGAAGAUGAGCAAGAUGCUUGUGCUGCYACUAAAGCUAAAGCAGAAGAGGCUGCGGAACUGGCUGAAUUUGAUGAAGGAAUUCCUUACAAUGAUGAAGCAAGCAAGGAACGAGAAGAAGAAUCUUCAAGAGUGGAGCAGGAGCUAAUGGCACUUGAAUCCCAGCUAACUCCUGUUGAAAGAUAUGCUGUGCGAUUCUUUGAGAUGUCCGGUGCUUAUGUCACUCUAGAGCAAAUCAAAGAGCAGGAACAAGUUGAAUUGGCAAAGAAAGACUGGGAAAUGGAUCACAUUUUGGCUCUGAAAGAGGAGGAAGAAAAAAGAGCAGCUGAAGAUGAAGACGAGAUCUUUUUCACAUUUGCACACAGCGACUCCACACAGGUUUAUGUGAAUGAUAUAACAGGUGAAGAAAUGCAGAUCUGGACACCGCCGACACCACCAAGAGAAGACAAAGAUGAUGUUUAUAUGGAUUAUAGUGUCAUGCAUCUGUAUGAAACUGUUCCCAUGCCAGAAAACCAAUUACCACCACUGCACCUUACAAAGAGGUAUCACAGUGGCAAGAGGACAGUGUAUAGACUUGUGAAAUACUUCAGAGAUCAUUUACAUGGCCCUGCCAAGGAUCAAGUUCGUAGACCGGCRUCAGUAUUUGACAGGGUUGGSGUGGAUACAUUUGGCAGAAGAAGAAAAGACUCCAUUACAAAGAAGACAAAGAUUAAAAAUGUCAAACAGCCAUCUAUACCCAGCAUGAUGAAACAGACUGAUUAUUCUCAGGGAUCCAGCGUACCUGAAUGGCUUGUACAUGAAGACUGGGCACUACUGCAGGCUGUAAGUUCCCUGCAAGAGUUGCCAGUAGAUCUUACCAUUGGGGUUCCAAGUCAAAUUCCYAACUGGGAUAUUGUCAGUGACAUAGUUAAUCUCAAUAGUAGAAUGUAUCGGUCCCCAAGACAAUGCCGUGACCGUUAUGUCAACAUGGUCAUGCCAAGAGAAGAAGGAAAGGUUCCUAUGCCAACCCUUGAAGAUUCACUGAGAAAGCUGAAGACYAAAAUAAAGCCGUACACUCAACUAUCAACAACAACUCCUUAUCCUUUACAUCSAAAGAACAAGAGUGGGAGAACCUUCAGAACAUACCAACUGCUAUCCCAGGAUGCAGGUAGAUCGCCAACAGUGCUUCAUUCGUCCUUAUUUGACUUGGUCAAGAAGACAGCCAGCAAAAGGAAACCUACAGUUAAACAAAUGCUGACAGACUCACAGUCUAAGAACCACAAGCACUCUUCAGUGUUAUUGGCAAGUGGAAUCCCUGAAGAUAAAACACCUAAUCCAGUUCAGUUAGCAACAAUUAAAGCUGAAAGAAUUAACAGGGAAAAGGCUGCAGCGUUGCAGCAGCAGCAGCAGCAGCAACAACAGCAACAGCAACAAGCCACACAGGGAUCCCAGCAGUCGUCAGCACAGUCUCAAGGACAGGCUCAGAGUCAGCAGCAACAGCAGCAGUCUCAACAACAAAAGACUAACUUUGUYCAACAAACUGGUCAAGUUCCUGCACAAAACCAAGUUAUGACUGCACAAAAACUGACAACAACCACGCAGAUUGCCUCCUCUACAGAGGCUGCACCAAAGACUGUUUCAAACAUCCAAGGGACCACUGUUACUACUGGACUUCCUGGAAAAAGUAGUGUGCUAGCAAGUAAUUCUGGAACACCUAAUGCAACGAGCAUUAUCAUCAACACAGCUCCUGGGACAACCAACAGUCUUAGUUCUACAAGCUCACCUUUUGCUACCAUCAAUAAAAGAAUGCAAAGCCAAGUGACAUCUCUUGCACAAACAKCACUAACACAAAGAAGUAUGUCACCCACUGUCGUCAAUGCUGGUAGAGCAGCUGGCACUCUUGUUGGAGUUCAAGGGGCCACCGUCACACAAACACCUGCUACUACUGCUCUUGCUUCAGUAUCUUCUGCAGCRUUAGUUGCUCAGAUGGCAGCACGGCAGACAACAACUACGACAGUUGCCUCUGCAAGUCAUAAUCUUCCUAUUACUCAACAACAACUGGUCCAAGGGACAGCUAAAGCACUAACACCUCAGCAAUUAGCUGUGAUCRGCCGCCAGAGACAACUCACACCACAGGAACAACAGCAACUCAARAGAUACCAAAUUCUUCAAAAUCAAAGAAAAAUACAACUUCAGCAACAGCAGCAACAGGGACAGUCUACAAAGACAACUGUAGGCCUACCAACAACAACAGCUACCAUUGCAGGGAAGACUAUUCAAGUAACACCUCAACAACAGAAACAGAUACAAGCUGCAUUGCUACAGCAACAACAACAGCAGCAGCAACAACAAAGCACACCCACACAACCAACACAACUAACMCAACAACAAAUCCAGCAUAUCUUGAAGCAAAAGCAAUUCCAGAAACUUACUCCACAACAAAUUCAGCAGUUUCAGAAGCAGCAGCAACAAUUGCAGUUGGUCAAGCUCAAACAGCACCAGCAUCAACUGGCAUUGCAGAAGCAUCAAAAACAAUUGCAAGCACAGCAAACCACUGGYACUGCUGCUGUUUCUCAGGCUGCACAACGAAUUGCAGCAACAGCAACGUCGCAGGCAGCAACGUCGUCAAUAAAGCAAGGUAUCCAGACUACUCUUGUGCAGGGAACACCAGGUUUGCAAUCUACUGUUCAAAUGCUGGUGCAGCCACGUAAGCAGGUUAUGACUGCUGGUCAGGUGCAGAAACUGCAGCAGCAACAGCAAGCACAAGCACAAGCACAAGCAAGUCAAGGAACAGCACCRACMAUAACRACAGUGACUUCUCAAGGAGCAGGACAACCCUCRGUACCACAAGUUGUACAGCAAGUACAACAACAACAUCAAGUGCAACAGCAGCAGCAGCAACAUCAACAAGACAAUCAACAAGCACAACCUCCAUACACAAUGAGGCUUAGAAAUCCACCUAAACACUAGUAGUACAUGCUACACUGUAAAUAAUUCAAUAUUUUAUCACUGUAUUUUGGUGUAUAUUAUUUUGUCAUUUUAYAUCCUAAAACCUGGUUUGCAAUAGCAAUUACUAGAAAAUGRUAAAAAAAGUUCCAUUUCUUGUUUUUGCAUUUGCAUCUCUGAUGCUCGCAUUGGUCUUGCAAACCCAGUUACUGAAACACAUUAGUUAACUUCCUUUAUUUGUGAAAAGACAAUAGGUUUUUUUCUCUGUUAACUGUGAAAAAAUUCUAAGGCUAAUAGUGUGUUAGCAGUCUUUGAGAACCAACUUAUGCAUUUUACUUUAAAAGGCAGUUGAAAAUCACAAUUAAUAGUAGAGCGAGGUGAUUAAACCUUUUAAAACUUUGAAUAUUAUGGUAUGAUACAGAUAAGUACUAAACAUUGCAAUUAGAGCAUACCAAGGUUUAUUUUUUUUCAGUCCAGUCUCUUAGUCAUUUGCGCGCUGUAAUUGGCUAGCGCGUGGUCCGGUUUUUCACAAUCUGCCCAGUCCGAUGGUAUCCUGCAGCUAGUCUGCGAGCAAAGCUGCAUCAAAUACAAAUUAAAAAAAUAAAAAUGUUAWUUACGGGCUAUAGGUCAGUUCGUAUAGAAAAACUGYGCCCUCGGUCUUUUAUGAACAGACCUCGCUGCRCUYGUUCCGUAUUGUCAAGACCUUGGGCAGUGUUUUCCUAUAUGGAUCUCCCAGCCAGUAAAUAACAURUAUGUAUUAGUUUAACAUCUAUUUCACAGGAUUUUUUACUUCAGUCUUGAUAUAAUACUUCCAAUUUGAUACAUGUUUUCAACAUUUUACUAACUGAUUGCACAUUUAGUAGCUAGAAUAGCGUAAACUCAUUCAACCCAUUGAAACAAACUUUGACUAUUGAAGUGUCGUGGUCAAAUAGACAGAAAGAAGACAGCACUUCACUUUAACAAGUAUGUUAUACUAGAAUUUUCAGGCUGCAAGUAUAAUAAUUAUGUUGGAAUACCAUUUCUCUAAGUACUAUGUAUUUAGUAUGGUUUGUGGUUUUCCUGUAUAUAAUCAUUUUUGAACAAUAUUUUSUGUAUAUUAUUCAUUAUCUACUUUGGUUUUUUGCUUUGUUUUAAAAAUAAAACUUGCCAACAAAA